Molecule: messenger RNA, 393 nt
Organism: Adineta ricciae
Lineage: Eukaryota; Metazoa; Rotifera; Eurotatoria; Adinetida; Adinetidae
Source: the annotation of a GenBank genome assembly
AUGUCGAACGAACUUCAAAACAACAUGAGUCCUGUUAUGGCUGCUACACCUGAAAUUCAACAAAUUAGCGAACAAUCAGAAAUCAAAUUUGCUGCUAUCGAUGCUUUAUAUCGAAAACAUUAUGAACACAAAAUUCACGCAUUUACAGAAGCACAUCGAGAAAAACAUGUCGCUUACUGGAAAGUGACACAGUAUGCUGAAGAACAAGUUGCUUAUGGAACCAAUUAUUUCUUGAAAGUCGCUAUCGAUGAUGGUCUGUUUAUUCACAUAAGAAUUCAUCAGCAUAAAAAUCAGAAUAAAUUCAAUUUCUACGCAUUGCACGAAAUCAUUCGACAUAAUGCUGCUACUUGUGUUUUCACUGAUGAUGAACCAUUGACGUAUUUUAAUUAUUAA